Linum tenue is the source of this 868-nucleotide messenger RNA. Lineage: Eukaryota; Viridiplantae; Streptophyta; Magnoliopsida; Malpighiales; Linaceae. The record is from the annotation of a GenBank genome assembly.
AUGGAUGAAAUGCUUGGAUUGCUCCGUGUCCGCAUCCCGAGGGGAAGAAACCUCGCCGUCCGUGAUGUGGGUCGUAACAGCUGCGACCCCUACGUCGUUGUCACCUUUGCCCACCAGGCCAACUUUGGUUUCUGGUUGAUGCAGAAGUUGAAGACUAAGGUGGUGAAGAAUAACUGUAACCCGGAUUGGAAUGAAGAGCUCACUCUUUCCAUCAAGGACCCUAGUCUCCCCAUCUUGCUUACGGUGUUUGACAAGGACACACUGACAGCUGACGACAAAUUGGGAGAGGUGAACAUAGAUCUCAAACCCUUUGUUGAAGCCCACAGGAUGGGGCUGAAAAACCUCCCCGAUGGCUGCGCCGUCAAGAGGGUUCAGCCCACCAGGGAGAACUGCCUCGCUGAUGAGAGCCCCAUCACUUGGAACCAAGGCAAGAUACUCCAGGACAUGGUUCUCAAGCUUCAGCAUGUCGAAUCUGGCCAAGUUCACGUCCAGCUCGAGUGGAUCGAUGUUCCUGGUUGCAAGGGGCUUGCCCAUGGCCAUGCCCCCGACACUAUGUAAAACUACUGCUACUGUUGCCGUUAUUGCUGUCAUAACACUUCUCUGUCAAUUUAUUUUCUGUUAUGAGAGGGAGGGGUCACAGCUCCUAUGCAUUAUUCAUCUCCUCUUUUUGUUUGGUAGAAAUAGCAUAGCAUGCAUACUUAUCUUAUCUGCGUGUAGUUGGGCAGAUGAGCAGUGCAGUUGGGCAAAUAUGGUUACUAUUUGCUUAAUGCUUUCAUUGCGCCUUUAAGAAGGUAUUGAAUUGAGAAGACCGUACGCGGACAGCUCGCUGACUUUUGGCUCACCACAACCAUAAGUCUAACCAAUUGGC